Molecule: messenger RNA, 542 nt
Organism: Paramecium octaurelia
Lineage: Eukaryota; Ciliophora; Oligohymenophorea; Peniculida; Parameciidae
Source: the annotation of a GenBank genome assembly
UCCAAAUUGAAUAAUUAUAAAUAAUUUUUUGAACACUUACCAUUAAUUAGAUAUUGAAAAAUAAUACAAUUCUGCAUAAAUACUUAAAUCCAUACUCAAGAGAUAGAAGAGGACUAUUUUAACAAUAAUAAAUAAGAUAUACAAAAUGGAACUAUGCCACAUAGAAAUCGAUUUCUAAAUUAUUUGGGAACCAUUUCAAAACAAGUAUUUAUUGUAAUUAAAUUAUAAUAUGUAUAUUGAUUGCAAAAAUUCUCUUAAAGAUAUAAGGAUAGUUUAUUACGCUCUAGUUUUCCCAUAUUUAUGGUUAAUAGAUGGAAAGGGACAAAUCAGUAAUUAAUUGAAGAUAACAAAAUGAUUUAUUUAUCUAUGAAGAUCCUCAGCUGAGAAUAUUGAAAAGAGAGGAGAUUGCAAUAUCAUAUAAGACAUAGCCAAACAAAUUUUCUAAUAAUCGCUAGAUUAAGAGCUAAUUUUCAAAAGAAUUGAGAUUAGGAUGAAAUUAUUGAAUAUAUGAUUGAUGAAUGUCUUUUCUUGAAAAACCAAAC